GGAUAUUCCUCGCUGUGAACUCUCUCUGGGGCUUGGAUUCCGGGGUGAGAAGUUUAAGAGCCGCCUUUCUCCGAGAAAGUUAUCCGUCCUCCCGGCGCACACCUGAUUACUUACGGAAGCCAACUUUAAUGCAAUGGAAAUACCCCUCAACUUGGAAUCAAAAAGAACAAGAUUGGAGUUUUAGCUCAGCUAGUUUUACUGUGAUCUGGGGAUUCACAAUGACAACAGUUACAGUGACCACAGUGACCACAGAAGUUCCUGCAAGGGGUAAGACAGAAGAGAAUUCUGCCUUGUAUGAUUCCACAUCAGCUCACAUUAUUGAAGAAACUGAAUAUGUGAAAAAGAUUCGAAGUACUCUGGAAAAGAUCCGGAAUCAAAUGUUUAAAAAUGAAGUAGGACCUAGCAGUACAAAUCACAAACUAAAUGCAAAGCACCAAGAAAACAUUCAAAAUGGCUCUGAUUCUGAAACGGACCCCACCUGUUGCGGUUCGGAUUUACUCAGGGAAAAGGUGAAAAGAAAAGAUCUGCAGCUUUUACAGAUGAACAAGGAGAAUGAAAUAUUGAAAAUCAAGCUGGAAGCCUCCAGAGAAGCGGGAGCAGCAGCCCUGAGAAAUGUGGCCCAGAAGUUGUUUGAUAACUACCAAACACAAGCUGAAGACACGAGGAGAAAGCAUGAGGACAGCAAACACUCACUCCAGGUUAACAAGCUUGAAAAAGAACAGAAGUUAAAACAACAUGUUGAAAAUCUGAAUCAAAUUGCUGAAAAACUUGAAGAAAAGCAGAGUCACAUCACAGAACUGGAGAACCUUGUACAGAGAAUGGAGAAGGAAAAGAGAACACUGCUAGAAAGAAAACUAUCUUUGGAAAACAAGCUACUGCAACUCAAAUCCAGUGCUGCAUGCACUAAAAGUUGCCAGGAUCUUCAAGUGGAGAUUUCCAUUCUGCAGGAGCAGAUCUCUCAUCUGCAGUUUGUGAUUCACUCCCAGCAUCAGAACCUGCGCAGCAUCAUCCAGGAGAUGGAAGGAUUAAAAAGUAAUUUAAAAGAACAAGAUCAAAAAAUUGAACAUCUGAAAGAAAAAGUUAACAAACUUGAAGCUCAGAAUAAAGAACUAAAAACCAAGGUGGCGCUUUGGUCUGAAACUCCUAAAACAAAAGUAUCUAAGGCAGUCUCUACAAGCGAAUUGAAGACAGAAGGCACUUCCCCCUAUUUGAUGUUGAUUAGGUUACGGAAAUGAACUGGCUGGCUGAAGAUCUGAUCAAGAAAUAUGAUGUGGGUCUUAUUUUUCCCUUGAAACAUUUUCUAAAUGUCCAUGUUAAUAUGGCAUGAUGCUAGUUUUUGAAUGGAAUUCAUUGCACAUCAUGAGCUUUUCAAGAAGAUAACAUUCCAGAAAAUCAAGCAGGUGUAUAUUUGAAGGGAAGAUAUAUUUCUUCAAAACUUACCAAAUAGAUGCUUUCCCAAGAUGGGAGAUGGAUUCUGCUUUAAGUAAAAAGAAAUCUAAAUCUUGUUUUCAGAGUUUUGCUAAAGGAAAUUGUCAACUUUGACCUUUGGAUAGUGGUUUUUAAGUAUAUAAGUAGAAGAAAGGGUAUAGAUAUGUCCAAAUAAAUGAUUUAUUUUAAAGUUGAAUAAUAAGAGAGAUAUUUUCAUAACAAGAAGCUCAUCUCCUGGCCCAUUGUUAAUGGAAGACUUACUCUCCACCAAAUUAUGGGCUGGAAAAAAAGAAGAUUAUUUUUAGCCAAUUCCCUAACCCAUCUGCUUUCCAAUGUUGAGAAUAAUGGCUGCCCUAGCACAACUAAGAAAGCACUUGCCCUUCAGUUGUUCUGGGAUAAAAAAUUGGUUGUUAGGGGCAACCAGUACACAUAAGCACACAGGGGAGCCCAUGGUUUAUGUGGCCUUUGUUACUAAUGUAACUGUUGAUAUUCAUUAAUAUUUUCUAAAUAAAAAUUUCUUUGGGGGAGAAGUGGAGCACAUAAUGUUGGUAGCCAGUGGUUGUAGCUUACAGUCAGGAAGAAUCUGAAUUCACAAAUCAGAACAAUAUGUCUGGUGUCUUUGUGAAAGAGUGCUUACAUUUUUGUAAUAUCUUCUGCACAGGUCCAGCUGUAGCACUGUCAGUAAAACCAAACUCUGACUUGUAGAAAUGCAAACAUACUGACACUCAGGAAAGUAGAAUACACUUCAGUUAAAUUAAUAAUGAGAGGCUUUAGUCUCCCUAGAGGGUGAAGUCCCUCUGGGCCUUUGUUCAUCCUUUCUGGUAUACAGAUCUAAACACUCGCUCAGGAAGGAGGCUCAAACCUUUCCAUGUGGAAUGUGAAAUAUCAGUAUUAUACAUAAACUAUUUAGAUGUAUGUAAAUAAGAUGAAGUAACAUAUUUAUAGAUCCAUCUAAGUCCUGUAAUCAUGAUAAUGUUACACAACUCAAGUGUGAGUUUUACACUUCAUGGCAUUCUUUGGAACAAUUUUUGUUGCUUAUUUAUUGUUAAAAUGUAGUUAUCUAAUAACACUCAAAGCUUGGUUACUCUAUGUCAGAAACAAUGCUAAGUUCCUCACUUGUGCUGAUUCAUUUCUCCACAAGCCAGCAGCAGCAGGUCAUAGCCUCAUGCCUGUGUUACAGAGGACGAUCCUAAGGAUGGUAAACCAAUUUGCUCAGCUGAUAACUGAGAAGCAAGGAUUUGAACCUGGCUAUUGAUAUUCCUUCCACUUUGCAAACUGGUGGUCUGGAAUUUUCUCAGCAAUAGAAAUGCCUCCUUUUUGCAACUUUAUCAAGUACAUAAUCUCCUUGAUGGCUGUUUGCAUUUUCCUGUGGAUGAUAGUCAGGAACGUCUAAAAACAAACAUCACUAUUUUGUGGAAAUCAGUUGGCCUUUCAUCUGCACUACCAUCCUGAGAACGCAGUUCAGGAAAAUUCCUUGCUAAAAAUCCAAAUAUUUAUGUUCUUUUAUUCAUAACUGUAUGUGACACUGAAGAAUUUCUUCCUAAUACAUUUUCAGCACAUUUGUAGGGAAAUUGGGAUCGUGAAUUCUGCUUGAAGCAUGUGCAGUGCAGUAAGAAAAUCCCCCUGUCACUUGUAGCUCACUUAGCCUCCUCUCGUAGCUCCGUGAAAUCAUCAUGCUGCAUCACGACACACCGGCGAUUUGGGGAUGUACUUGUUUAACUGACCUAGAAGCCUUGAUGACUGUAAGAAUAGUUUAUUCUAAAGUAAAAAAUGGAAAGCUGCUGUUGUAUUCUGUUGAAGUUUCACUGCACUCAUCUUUUUAGCAGGGAAGUACAGCUGGAGGUAGUGUAAGUGAGAGCGGCUCAAGAGGUCUCCAAGUUCAUUUUGGAAUGAAUGUCUUUGGACUUUCUAAUAAUAAUAGUACACAGUUUCAGGAGCCCAGCGUGAUCUGAACUCCUCCUAUACAAAUGUGUGUAUAUUUGUAGCAGAAGCCAUUUCAUUUAUUUGUCAUAUAUGGAUUAUUUCCUCUGACCUAAUUUAUUUUGCACUUGAAGUGUUUUCUAAAUAAACAUUUCAGAGUGAUGAAACAAAGGACUACAACAUGGAAUGAAAUCUGUUAAUCUAAAAGUGGUACUACCAAGGACACAUAGAAAAAAAAUUUAUUACUUCUGUUGUAUUCCAAAUAACUGUACUUUUAAUUGUAUUAACAGAUUGUGUAAGAAUGUCUGUAGCAGGCCUUAAGUUCAUACAUGAAGUUUAGAAAUGCAAAGAAAUUUAGUUCUAGGGUGGGUGUUUAACCUAGUGGUUAAGAUACCAGUGCAGAUUAAGAUGUCCAUAUUUGUUAUUGGAGUUACUAGGUUCAGGUCCUGGCUCUCUUUCCAAUUCCAGUUUCCUGGGAAGCAGCAGUGAUGGCUCAAGUAGCUGGAUCCCUAACACUCAUAUGGGAAAUUUGGAUUGAGUUCCUGGUUCCCUGGUUUGGCUUGCCCUAGCCCCAGCCAUGUGGGCAUUUGGGUGUCACCAGCAGUUGAGAGCUAUCUAUCUGGCUCUCUACCUCUAACAAAAGAAAGAAAGGAAGAAAGAAAUUCACUUAAUUCUUUGAUUAGAUAUGUUGUUAUAAAUGAUCAAGAAAUGUUUAGUCUAGAAACUGAUAAGGUAUACUUUGAAAACUUGCUUAUAAUAUGC
Messenger RNA from Lepus europaeus (European hare), 4110 nucleotides. RefSeq names its product coiled-coil domain containing 68 (gene CCDC68). Bases 129 to 1235 code for a protein of 368 amino acids. Lineage: Eukaryota; Metazoa; Chordata; Mammalia; Lagomorpha; Leporidae. Gene Ontology annotation, biological process: intracellular signal transduction. The record is from RefSeq and is a predicted model, not a curated record. Gene Ontology annotation, cellular component: intracellular anatomical structure. The transcript is spliced from 12 exons.